AUGGCCGCCCAGAUAUCCGACGAGAUCAUGCCGGAGGAAAUCUCUCCCCCGAACUCGACAGCCUGCGGACAGAUCCCAUUAGAACAACCGCCCAAGCUGAAGGGUCGCCAGAAGUUCCUGCAGAAUCUUCAGCGAAUGUCGUCUAGCCCGACAUUGGCAAGACGUGCGCGCUCGGCAUCUACUUCUGGCCUCCGGCGAGAGCACAAGGCUUCCCUAUCUUGUGUUUCGUUAUCAUCGACCGCAUACUCGCCUUGUCUGGGAAAUGGGAGUUCCUCUCAGCUCUAUGGAGGUCUCAAUCCUCGUCCUGCUACACCCGGUUGUUCUGGUUCUCCUGGCGAGUUCCAGGGCUCUAACCUUCGCCCACGUCUAGUUGAUACUGAUGGGCCCAGUGGCCCUUUACCCCGCACCGUACCUCUGCCCUCAGACGUGAGGCCGGCCUCACGGGGGUCACCGCGAACAGGCACACCGGUGGGGAUUAGGAUGGAGGAGAUCGUUCUCCCGGAAUCCGAGCCAGUGAAGACCUUCGAUUUCUGGGGUGAUAUGCCGCGAGAGCUCAAAAUGGAGGUCUUUCAGCAUUUGACACCGCAGGAGAUUGUUCGCUGCUCUGCUGUUUCCAAGGCGUGGAAUGAGAUGUGCUAUGAUGGGCAGCUAUGGUCUAAGGUUGAUACAACGGAGUACUAUUCCAAGAUCCCCAGCGAUGUUUUGGUGAAGCUCAUCACUUCUGGUGGUCCGUUCGUUCGAGACCUCAAUCUGAGAGGUUGCAUCCAGAUGCGUGAUAAGUGGUCAUCUGAUGGAGAACGCAUAUCGGAUUUGUGCCGGAAUGUCGUCAACUUUUCGCUGGAGGGUUGCCGUAUCGACAAGCCGUCUAUUUACUCUUUCUUGCUCCGCAACCCUCGUUUGGAAAAUAUCAAUGUUUCGGGGUUGUCGAGUGUCACGAACUCAGCCAUGAAAGUCAUUGCCCGGUCUUGCCCCCAACUUGAGACAUUGAAUGUUUCGUGGUGCAACAAUGUUGACAGCUCUGGUCUUCUUCGGAUUGUCCAGUCCUGUGAGCGGUUGAAGGACCUCCGAGCUAGCGAGAUUCGGGGCUUUGGCAAUGAAAAGUUUACCUUGGCUCUGUUUAAGCGCAAUUCUUUGGAACGCUUGAUCAUGAGCCGCACCGACUUGACUGAUCAGAGUCUGAAGAUGCUGAUCCACGGCAAAAAUCCCAAUGUGGACCUCCUGACCAAUCGCCCUGUGGUUCCACCGCGACUAUUCCGCCAUCUAGACCUGCAUCAAUGCGCCGAGAUAACCGAUGAUGGUUUGAAGAGUUUAGCUCAUAAUGUUCCAGACUUGGAGGGAUUGCAGGUUUCUCAAUGCUCUGAGUUGACCGACAGCUCGAUCAUCGACGUCAUCCAGACCACACCUAAGCUGUCCCAUCUGGAAAUGGAAGAUUUGGAGAACUUGACCAACAGUGUCCUUGUGGAGCUAGCCAAAUCUUCAUGUGCCCAGCACCUAGAGCACUUGAACGUCAGCUACUGCGAGAGCCUCAGUGACACGGGCAUGCUACAAGUGAUGAAGAGCUGCCCAAAGCUCCGAUCCGUCGAAAUGGACAACACCAGAGUCUCGGACUUGACCUUGAUGGAAGCCAGCUUCCGCAUCCGCAAACGCGGGUACAGCGACGAUCUCCCGGCAGUCGGACUACGACUGGUGAUCUUCGACUGCGCAAACGUUACCUGGGCAGGUGUCAAAGAAGUGCUCUCCAGCAAUGCCUAUGUCCCCCGCGCCUCACGCAAACCCACAUCAACAGUCGUGACAGUAACACAAACAUCCGACGCAGGCUCUUCCCCCAUGACCAGCACAUACGUUACUCCAAGCUCCACCCCUCCACCCUCAUCAACAUCCCCAAACGAAAUCAUCCAACUCAAAUGCUUCUACGGGUGGCAGAUGACCGUCGACGAGCACACGAAGCGUGUCCUCCGCGGUGAUCUGGCAGCUGCUUCCCGGCUGGACCGGAAGUGGGCCGAUUACAUGAUGGCCACAGAGGAAGCUGGCGCUGCCGGUGCCGGUGCGCGCCGACGCAGGCGCCGUGCUCGCGAGGCCGAGCGGCUCUACAAUGCCGAUGAGGAUGAAAAUGAUGCUUACGGUAUAGGUGCCAUCACUGCUCUUGGUGGUAGACGUCGCCGAGCUCAGAGUGGUGGCAGUUGCACUGUUAUGUGA
Molecule: messenger RNA, 2196 nt
Organism: Penicillium canescens
Lineage: Eukaryota; Fungi; Ascomycota; Eurotiomycetes; Eurotiales; Aspergillaceae
Product: F-box domain protein
Exons: 1
Coding region: 1-2196 (731 amino acids)
Biological process (GO): SCF-dependent proteasomal ubiquitin-dependent protein catabolic process
Cellular component (GO): SCF ubiquitin ligase complex
Molecular function (GO): protein binding
Source: RefSeq, a predicted model, not a curated record